Messenger RNA from Durusdinium trenchii, 1769 nucleotides. NCBI's taxonomy places the organism in Eukaryota, Dinophyceae, Suessiales, Symbiodiniaceae. The record is from the annotation of a GenBank genome assembly.
UGGGACCGCUGUUACGCAAGAAUUAUUGCUCUGCGUUCACUCAGCACGGUUGAAGGUGAACUGUGCCAGGAGUGAGGCAUGCUUCGACGCAAAAAAUGUCUAUCUACUUUCGGCGUUCGGCUCGUGAAUUGACUUGUUGGUUGUUGAAAGGAUGUACAAACAGUAGGAGGGUCUGCGCAAUGGUUUUGUGUAGUUGUGUUUCUGUGCCUGGCAGCAGCGUGUGUUUGGAUCGGAACGAUUAGGUGAACUCGGUUGUGGACUGGCAAUGGGGCGGUCUGAGAAGCAUGCAAAGGAUAGUAAGAGAAAUGAAAAGAAAGUGAAAAAAGAUGAAAAACUGAAGAAGAAAAAAGAUAAGAAGAAAUCCUCUUCCAGUUCGUCAAGUUCAGAGCCUGAUGAGAAAGAAACACUCCUGGCCAAUGCGGUUGCCUCCUCCUUUGGCUUGAAACCCAAAGCGCUGAUCUUGAACUCCCGAGUGCAGAAGGUGUCUGACCUAAAGGUUUACUGGAUUGCAUCCAUUUUGGGACGGCAGCACCCAAGUCUCACAGAGCAAAGUCUGAUGCUUGUUGGUGGAGAGUUGUACGAGAUGAAGAAGCACGCGCUAUCCACCUUGAAGCUCAGCGAGCAGACACCUGCAAGUCUCCAAAUCCGUGUUGAAUUGGCUAGUGCUGCAGCAAUGGCUGAGAAGAAGUGGCGGGAUAGACUUCUGACAAUCCUGGACAAAGUUGCUGGUAUGAAUGACCUGAGUGUCAUUGGACAGCGCAACAGUGUGACGUCAAUUCGAAGGGCGGUUGCCUCUGAGAUCGAGCAGCGCAGUUCUGAUGAGGAUAGCAAGGUCCAGUGGCACGUUGAGUUGAAGCAGCUCAUAUCCAACUUCAAGGCAGCCGCAAAGAAAGAUCUAGAUGACAUGGCUGGCAGUCCCAAGACAGAGCCCGGUUCAUCUACAAGGGUGCCAUCUUCUCGUUUCAGGGAAUCAGAGCCUUUGUCGAGUGAGGGCUCAGACAGUUCCAAGAGUGGUUCAACUCCACCUCGACCAGUACAGGCUAAGAAGGCUAAGAAGGAGAAGAAAAGACGCACUCUUCACGGCGAGCAGCGCGACGCUGACAUUUUCCAGGAUCGGUUUGCUCGCAAUGUGAGGCCAUUUGACGCCCCUACAACCAGCUCGGCGAAGGACCAACCAGACGGUGCAGCAACUGCUGAGGAGGAGAACCUGUUUACAUUCUUCAAGGAGGAGCUAAACAGGAUUGUGAAGCACACCAAUGACAUUUCUCUGUUUAUCAAAUGCUUGAUUGCAGAUGGGAUUGACAACGUAAGUUGCCUGCUUGAUGCUGCUGAGUCUGGGUGGAUGCCCACAGCUGAAGUGUGUGGGGCUGCAGCUCGGGAGGUCUUGGGCUGCAUUUCAUGGAAGGGUCGCCAGAGCUGCGUUGCCUUUAUGAAGCAUGUAGCUGAGCCAGACAACCUCGCGAACUACAACAAAAAGGUGAAUGCGCCUGACAAGCUGCCUGACAAGCCGCUGAAUGAGAGAUUGACGCAGGUGGAGGCAACGAAGCCACCUUCUCAGCCGGCUUCACCUGAGAAACCUACCGCGCAUGAGCUCACUUUGGCAAGGAUGCAGCCGGUCCCGCGGAGUCCAAGCUCUGGCUCAGACUAGUGUCUUUUUUGAGCGCCUGGCCAGUUGAAAGGAGGGUCAGGGUGGCUUUAGCAGCUAGAUUUGCAGCUAGAAUUGUUCCUGUAAGCCCGAGACAAACCUGAGUCUGUUCUGCGUGGUGCUG